Myripristis murdjan (pinecone soldierfish) is the source of this 1405-nucleotide messenger RNA. Its product is annotated as gastrula zinc finger protein XlCGF8.2DB-like. Bases 132 to 1118 code for a protein of 328 amino acids. The record is from RefSeq and is a predicted model, not a curated record. NCBI's taxonomy places the organism in Eukaryota, Metazoa, Chordata, Actinopteri, Holocentriformes, Holocentridae. Gene Ontology annotation, molecular function: DNA-binding transcription factor activity, RNA polymerase II-specific; RNA polymerase II transcription regulatory region sequence-specific DNA binding. The transcript is spliced from 2 exons. Gene Ontology annotation, biological process: embryo development; regulation of transcription by RNA polymerase II. Gene Ontology annotation, cellular component: nucleus.
AGCUCUGGACCAACCAGGAGGCAGAGCAGCUGCAGGAUCUUACCAAGUUCCCGUUCACUGCUGUCCCUGUGAAGAGUGAGGAUGAUGAAGAGGAAGCUCAGUGCUCACAGCUUCAUGGAGAACAGGACCAGAUGAAAACAGAAGCCGAUGGAGAGGAAGCAGCUGCUGAUGAUGGUGAUGACAGGACAUCAGACUCCUCUGAGGCUCAGACUGAGGACAGUGAAGACUGGGAGGAGACCAGAGAACCUCAGUCAGGUUCAAACACACCAAAUCAAAUCCAUCCCAGUCAAAACACAUGUGAUGUUGGAGAGAAACCAUCCUCCUGCUCUGUGAGCAAGAGGACAGGAGAGAAACUGUGGAGCUGCUCUGUUUGUGGGACAAACUUUCAACGAAAAGGAAACUUGAACAAACACAUGAUGAUGCACAAGGGAGAGAAAGCAUUCAGCUGCUCAGUCUGUGGGAAACAUUUCACAUGGAAAAAUGACUUAAACAUUCACAUGAGGACCCACACAGGAGAGAAACCAUUUAGCUGUCUAGUCUGUGGUAAAAGUUUUAUGGAAAAAAAACACUUCAACAUUCACAUAAGAAUCCACACAGGAGAAAAAACAUUUAGCUGCUCAGUUUGUGGUAAAACAUUUACACAGAAAUGUAACUUAAACAUUCACAUGAAAGUCCACACAGGAGAGAAACCAUUCAGCUGCACAGUCUGUGGGAAACGUUUUAUUCAGACAAGUAACCUCAGCAAACACAUGAAAGUCCACACAGGAGAGAAAACAUUUGGCUGUUCAGACUGUGGGAAAAGUUUCACACAGAAAGAACAUUUAAGCAGCCACAUGAGAACCCACACGGGCGAGAACAUGUUAAGCUGCUCCGUCUGUGGAAAAGGUUUUACACAGAAAUGUAAUUUAAACAUUCACAUGAGAACCCACACAGGAGAGAAACCGUUCAGCUGCUCCGUCUGUGGGAAAGGUUUCACAGUGAAAAGCAACGUCAACAUUCACAUGAAAGUCCACACAGGAGAGAAACCAUUCGGCUGCACAGUCUGUGGGAAAAGUUUUACACAGAAAAGUCACUUAAACAAGCACAUGAGAAUCCAUCCAUCAGUCACUACAAGGUAGCAGCGUCUCUCACAGGUAAACAUGACAUCACAACACCAAGCAUUACAUCAUAAUGCCAAACAAAACAACAAACCUUUCAGUAACAAUAAUUACAGCAAUGUCAGAGUACCCACACUCUGUAAGGAAAUAAUCAGAAUAAAAUCAAUAAAGUAAUACAGCUUAAAAAUAAUGUAGUGCCAUUAAAAGCAACAAAUACAGUGAGUGAGGAAAUAAUUAUCGUAUAAUCAGAUAUCGUAGCAGAACAUGUCCUGGUGUCCUGAGCUGUUUGGUAUUUCUUUAAACUUUUU